This is a messenger RNA of Malus domestica (apple), 2278 nucleotides long. Its product is annotated as pentatricopeptide repeat-containing protein At2g21090. Gene Ontology annotation, molecular function: protein binding. The record is from RefSeq and is a predicted model, not a curated record. NCBI's taxonomy places the organism in Eukaryota, Viridiplantae, Streptophyta, Magnoliopsida, Rosales, Rosaceae.
ACUUGUCCCCACCAACAACUCGUAAACUCGAUUGUCCUAGGUAAGGCCCAACCGAGUUAACAUGGAAUUAAUGAGCAGGAGGAAAACAUCGUCACUGCCAAUUCAAUCAUCACCACUAUCGGCAAUGCUCGCCGGAGCUGAACACUCGAGACCCACCGAUCCAACCGCCGCCGCCGCCACAAACCCACUUUAGAUGAAGACUUCAAUCCAAACCUCUCAUGGUUUCACUCUGAAAUGCCCUCUUUCUCUUCCCCACCUCUCCCUCCUCUCACCAAGCCUAACAAACGCCUCGCCGGUACCAAGCGUCCCUGCGUCGUCCAGUCUCUUCUUAAGCUCUGCUCGCAGGGCCACCUCUCGCAAGCCCUCUCCUCCCUCGACCUUUUAGUCCAAAGGGGUAUCCGUUUACCCGCCAAGACUCUCGCUUUCCUCCUGCAACAGUGCGGCGCCGCCAGGUCCCUCCGAGAAGGCAAAUGGGUUCACAUCCAUUUGAAGCUCACUGGAUUCAAGCACCCCUCUACGUUUUUAGCAAACCAUUUGAUAAAUAUGUACUUUAAAUGUGCCGAUGAUGUAGAAGCCCGCAGGGUGUUUGAUAAAAUGUCUGUGAGGAAUUUGUACUCUUGGAACAAUAUGCUUUCUGGGUAUGCUAAGAUGAGGAAGUUGAGUGAGGCCAGGAGUUUGUUUGAAAAAAUGCCGGAAAAGGACGUCGUGUCGUGGAACACCAUGGUCAUUGGUUGUGCUCAGAGUGGAGUUUGUGAUGAGGCUUUGAGGUUUUAUAGAGAAUUAAGGAGAUUGUCAAUUGGUUUCAAUGAGUUUAGUUUUGCGGGUGUUUUGACUGCUUGUGUGAAGUUGAAGGAAUUGGGGCUUACUAGACAAGUUCAUGGGCAGGUUUUGGUUGCUGGGUUUUUGUCAAAUGUUGUGCUUUCUAGUUCGGUUGUUGAUGCUUAUGCCAAGUGUGGGGAGAUGGGAGAUGCGAGGAAAGUGUUCGAUAGCAUGCCUGUGAAGGAUGUUCUUGUUUGGACAACAUUGGUUUCGGGGUAUGCGAAAUUUGGUGAUAUGGAAUCAGCUAGUGAAUUUUUCAAUCGGAUGCCCGAGAAGAACCCUAUAUCGUGGACAGCUGUGAUUUCCGGCUAUGCUAGAAAUGGUUUGGGGCAUGAAGCCCUUGCAUUGUUUACAGAGAUGAUGAUGUAUCAAGUUAGACCUGAUCAGUUUACAUUUAGUAGUUGCCUUUGUGCUUGUGCUAGUAUAGCUUCACUUAAGCAUGGUAAACAAGUACAUGCGUCUUUAAUACGAAGUAAUUUUAGACCCAACACAAUUGUUGUGAGCUCUCUUAUCGACAUGUAUUCAAAAUGUGGGGAUUUGGGGGCAGGAAGACGAGUUUUCAAGCUCAUGGGUGAUAAGCAAGAUACUGUAUUAUGGAACACAUUGAUAUCUGCCUUAGCGCAGUAUGGUAAUGGUAUAGAGGCAAUGGGGAUGUUUGAGGAGAUGGUCAGAUCAGGAGUGAAGCCAGAUAGGACCACCUUUGUGGUCAUUCUCAAUGCAUGUAGUCAUUCUGGUCUAGUGCAGGAAGGGCUUAGUUUUUUCCAGGCCAUGACUAGUGAUCAUGGUAUUGUUCCUGAUCAAGAACAUUAUGCAUGCUUAGUUGAUCUCUUGGGUCGAGCUGGACAUUUUGACGAGUUAAUCAACCAGCUCAAGAAUAUGCCAUGUAAAGCUGGCGAUCAAGUUUGGAAUGCAUUACUCGGUGUUAGUAGAAUUCAUGGAAACACAGAGCUGGGAAGAAAAGUGGCCGAACACCUUAUUGAGUUGGAGCCUCAAUCUUCUGGUGCCUAUGUACUACUUUCAAGUAUAUAUGCCAAACAUGGGAAAUGGGAGUUGGUGGAGAAGGUGAGACAGCUUAUGGAUGAGAGACAAGUGAGGAAAGAGCGGGCCCUUAGCUGGAUAGAAGUUGAAAAUAGAGUGAAUGCGUUCACUGUAUCGGAUCGGUUGCAUCCUCUGAAAGAAGAAAUAUACUCAGUUUUGGAACAAUUAGCUGGCCAGAUGGAAGAAGAUGUUUCGGUACCUAAUUCUGUGAGUAAAGAAGACCGUCUGAUCGGAGGAUGCUUUAGCGAUGAUUACUGAUUACAUGACAGGUAAACAUUGUUCUUACCUUCAAAACAGUGUUUAGAGUUCACAUUCAACAGAUGUGGUGUUUUAUUCCUUGUCAAUUUCACUGGUGUUAAAGCCAUAAUUCUUGCAAUUUCCUUCAAUUAUUCAGCGUUUGUGCUCUGACUUUAUUAGGUGG